Messenger RNA from Panthera uncia (snow leopard), 3837 nucleotides. RefSeq lists its product as uncharacterized. The record is from RefSeq and is a predicted model, not a curated record. The transcript has 2 exons. Bases 969 to 1988 code for a protein of 339 amino acids. NCBI's taxonomy places the organism in Eukaryota, Metazoa, Chordata, Mammalia, Carnivora, Felidae.
UUCCUCUUCCACUCCCGGUCCUUCCUCCGUCUUCCUCUUUCUGUUCCUUCUCUCUGGUCCAACACGUGUCCUGUCUGAACCAGAUGCAGGCCUCCUGUCGGGUACUUCUGGUGUCCCCAGUACAGUAUUUUGUCAGAGUUUGUCCCCAGAACAGCCUUGCGAAGCCGACCUUAUCGUCCCAUUUUCCAGAGGAGGGACUGAGGCGCCAGAGGGGUAUCUCCCAGGGUGCACAGCAGCGAUAAUCAGAGGGGAAAUCAGGACUCAGGCUUCUGGCUCCAGAACUUGUCUGUGGCUUCAGGUCUGUCCCUUCCGGCAGCCGCCGAGUUCCUUGAGCACAGGGAUGGUGGCUCGUUCAUCUGUCCCCGCAGCACAUACGCCCAGGAGCUCUGGGGCUCCCCACAUCCUGCCUGGUAUGGUGGUUACCUGGGACUGUUGAAUGGGUUUUUCUGGAUGGUUACAGGUGGAAUGGAAGACCAGCCAGAGGAGCCAGGAGGUCAAAGGGCCUUUGUUAUCAAAGCAGGAAAAACUUGGGGAGGAAGAGGUCCCUGUGGUUUCUCCACCCCAGCAGCUUUGAAGAUAAGGGGGGCCUGGGGCAAAGGAGUUAAUGCCUCUGCACACCAAGGAGCCUCGGUCACCUACCUCUGUGAGCCCUGGCGGCAGCCCAGGAGCGAUCCUGCUGGGCCAGACCUGCCUCCACCAAGGCCCAGUGAGUGCCCACGCCAGCCUGGGCACCUGGGAUGGGUGUACCAGCUCCCAGAUGGACCCCUGCCCUCAGCAGGAGCCUGGGUUCCUGGCACAGCGGCCCCCUGGGGGCAGAGCCCUGGAGGAGGCGCAGUGCACUUGAGGCCAGGGAGCCCGUGGUGGGAGCUAGGGCUCUGUCCUGAGAGUGGUGGGAGCCAUAGAAGGUUUAAGCUGAGGUGUGGGGGUGUUCGGAUUUACUUUUUAGACGGGCCUCCUCAGCCAUGUGAAUGAACCUGAAUGGACAUGCAGCCAACUGGCUGCUGCAGGGGCCCAGAGCAGAGGCAGGCGCUCAGCCUGGGGUGGCAGGAAUUAGGGGGAGAAGGUGGGAUCUGGGGGUGUUUGGGGCUGCCCGGGUGGAUCCGGGAGGCGUGUCGGCUCUCUGCGCUUGCUCAUUCUUACUCCCCGGCUCCCUCCGAACACUUCUGGGCCCUCUGGGGCCAUUCACCUGGGGAAAGCGAGAACUUUCCCUGUCCCUGCGCCCUUCUGGAGGUGGGAGCCGGGGCUGCUCCGUCCCAGGUCCCCCCGCCAGGGCGGGCAUAGAGGGCCGUGGGCCCGGUGGUGGUGAGCCUCACAGAUCACUGAGGGGCACAGCAGGAGAGACUGGAGGGAGCCCAGCACAGGGCCCCCACCAACUCCCUCCCUUCAGCCCAGGGUGUUCUCUGGGAGUCAAGUGCUCAGCAUGUGUGUGUGGGGGGGGUUGUGGAGUGGCCUGGUUUGCUCGCUUUCCCGCCAUCCUCCUUGGAGCUCCGUGGCCCUCGUCAGUCUGGACACUUGGACCUUCCUCCAGCCGAGCACCUUCUUCUCUGUUGUCUCUGAUUCUUCUUCCGCAUUGUUCCUCCGUGUCUUCUCGGCUCUCGGAUGAACGUUGGACGUUCUGGGUCCCUUCCACGUGUCUUACAUCUUUUCUCUCGUUUUUCUCUACCUCGUGUGCUUUCCUUGACGAUCCGGGAGGCUUUAUCCACCUUACACGUUGGUCUGUUUUUCAGCUCCCUCGUCAACAGAUGUUUAUUUUAGCUGCCCCCCUUUCCCUUUCCAAGAGCUUCCCCUCUGUCUGUUGCCCCUUCCUCCCGGCUCCCCCCGUGCUGUUGGGGGGAGCGCCUUCUCGAAGGGGUCCCCCCUGCCCCUGCAUUAUGUCAUUUCCUGUCAGUGGGUUGUUGUGCAAAUCGCCCAGAAAUGCCCUGGCUCUGGGCUGGGCCAGGUGGCUGCGAGUCCCCGCCUUGUCUUUCUCAAGAAUGACAAAUCCCUAGGGGCGUCUGGGUGGCUCAGUCGGUUUAGCAGCCGACCGGUCACGGUCUCAUGGUUCGUGGCUUUGGGCCUCGUGUCGGGCUCUGUGCUGUAAAAGCAAAGCUCGCUUUGGCUCCUGUGUCCCGCCCCCCUCCACCCUCUCUCUCUCGGCCCCUUCCCUGCUCUCUCUCAAAGAUAAAUAAAGGUUAAAAAAAAAAAAAAAAAAGAAUGAUAAACCCCUAAUCCCUGACGAGCUCUUGGGAGGACCGAGGGAGGCAGGUAUGGUAGACAGGCGAGGCUUCUGUCUCUUCCUCCUCCGCCCUCUCUUCUCUGCCACCUGCUCAUCCUCGGCCCUGCCCUCCCACCACCCGUCUCCCCUCCCUUUUCUGUUGUUCCUGGACCCACCACCCAGCCUUUCCAGUUCACCAGAUGCGUAAUCGGCCCCUAGCGAGGGCUGACUACGGUGGUGCCAGCAGUAACGACGGCUGGGGCUGGGGCUGAGCCGUUGGAGACUGCCGGCCACAUCGCUGUCGUGAGGUGAGGCCUGCCAUCAGCCCCAUCUCCCGCACGGGGAAACUGAGGCCUGGAACCAUUAGAUAGCUUGCCCAAGGUCACUAAGCAGGACUUGAACCCAGGCAGUCUGAAGUUCACUGAGGGGGAAGCCUGAACGUAUGCAGACCUUUCCAGAUCCUUACCCCUGCCACACACACCCCCCCGCCUCCCUGGCCUGGUUGAGGACCCUGCUGACUCUCUGGCUGUCCCCUCUCAGGACUGCUGUCCUGGAGGCUGUGACCUGGGCUUGGGUGCCACCCCACUGCCUUCCCUGCUUAACUCCUCUUCCUUCAGACUUGACCCCGUGCAGCCCUCAAGGAGCGCAUCUCUUCUCCCUGGGGCCUCGAGGCUGUAACCGCGCCAUUAGUUCCUGUGUGUUCCGUCCCAGGGACGGUGGUGUCCUCUCCUGCCGUGCCCGCCCCAGCCUGGUCCGCAGGACCCUCCCCGCUCCCACCCCUCGCCACUGUCCCCCGCCCUCGUGGCCUGAGCUGCACCCCCCAUCCCUUUACCCGCCUCCUUGCCUUUGCGCACAGCCUCCCCUUCCCGGCCCCCUCCUCUGAAAAGCACCCUGGGGCCCCUCCCCGGGGAGCUGGCUCUGCCCUGCCGGCUCCCCUGCAUGUGGGGUGCCCAUCGCCUGGGCCCCCGUCGUCGCACCAGGCACAGUGGCCAGCUCCUCGAGGCCACCAGGAAAUGUUUGUGGAGUGAAUGGGGAAGUGUGUCCCCCCCUCCCCCGCAUGCUAGGAAGUCCUCAGGGACACAUGUGCUCGUCAGAAUGGAGCCUGGCCUGCCUCUUUAAGGCGCUCACCUAUGGAAGGGGGGGACAGGGAGCACAGCCCCUUCCUGGGGUUUUCCUCCCGCCAGGGGCUGGUCACCCAGGUUGACAGACUCACCCAGGUUGAGUGACAAGGACAGUAACAUUCACUAAGCCCGACUGGGACCACUCUUAGCCUGCAUUUACUAACUCCUGUUAUCCUCCUAAGGACGCUGGGAGGUAGCACUGUUGACAGGGUCCUCUGUUUGCCCGUGAGGAAACUGAGGCCCAGGGCAGUUAGCCCCCACCCAGCUCCCCAGCUGGCAGGUGCCUGCCUUGGCGGUCAGACCCCUCCCCGCUCACUCACCUGCUGUGCCCGAGGAAACCAGAGGAGCCCCCAUGGCAGGAGCAGAGAGCCGGCCGGCCGGCGUCGGCCACCAGGAAGCUGUGUCGUCACCAGGGUCGUUUCCUGCAGGAGGAGCGUGGAAUGGCGGGCGAGGGCCUAGGGGCCAGGGGCCUGGCAGAGAAGAGGGGUGCCUUGCCCAGAACCGCAGGCAACCUCUGCUCGG